Homarus americanus (American lobster) is the source of this 2439-nucleotide messenger RNA. Its product is annotated as monocarboxylate transporter 12-B-like. Bases 402 to 1607 code for a protein of 401 amino acids. NCBI's taxonomy places the organism in Eukaryota, Metazoa, Arthropoda, Malacostraca, Decapoda, Nephropidae. Gene Ontology annotation, molecular function: monocarboxylic acid transmembrane transporter activity. Gene Ontology annotation, biological process: monocarboxylic acid transport; transmembrane transport. The record is from RefSeq and is a predicted model, not a curated record. The transcript is spliced from 6 exons.
UUUAAGAAUGUCUGCAUUUCAGAUACAGUACAGCUGGUCUUAAGACAAUGCUGUUCUUUAAAUGCUGCCGUUUAUCACCGAGUUAUCAGGCAGAAUGAAUAUAAGGAAAUACUGUUUCACAGAGGCUGGUAGAGCUAUGGAACAGUCUACCAGCCCAAGCUGCAGAGUCGAGAACAGUCCUGGGCUUCAGAAUAGCCCUUGACCCAAUAACCAAGAACAACGGAGGGAUCCUACUCAGGCCACUGGCCUCCUUCCCUCUGCAUGGCCACAUCUAGUGGGUGGCCAUUAGCAUCUGCCUAUUACCCUCAGUCACAAGGUGGCCGAAAAAUAGAUCCCUGCAGAUAUUUAAGGCGGUUGAUGCAGUGUGAGCAGAGAUAAGAAUAUCAGAAGUGCAGUGUCAUAUGACCUCAGCCCUGGGAGAAACUAUGGCCAAUCACCAAGAGACAACAGUGUCACUAAAAGAUGAAGGAGGUCACAGCAUCCCUGGUCACGCUUCCCUCAAUGAACACACCACAAAAGGAGAUGGUUUAGAAGAUACUGAAUUACUGAAUGACAGGAAAAAUGUAAGUACAGAUGAAGACGGCCAAAGAGACACUGGGAGGUCAUGUCUCAGAGGCAGUGGUGUAGCAGUAGCCGAUGGUGAGAAGUGGACAGUCGCGCUGGGGGUAUUCAUCAUCUUGACGAUGACCAACAUGGUGGGUCUCUGCUUCGGUAUCAUCUUUUCUCCCUUCCUCCUAAGUCUGGGAACAUCCUCCACUACGGUCGCCUGGAUCUUCAACUCCCUGUUACUGUUGUGGUUUACCAGUGGUUUAUUUCUUGGUCCCCUGGUGGAGGAGUUCGGGUGGAUGAAGAUAGCCCUGGUGUUUUCCUUCGUGUACUCCUGUUCCAUCGUCCUCUCUGCCUUUGCCACCUCAGCCUGGUUCCUUAUAUUCUCGUUCUCCAUCAUGGGAGGAAUAAGCGGAGGCCUCCUGAACGCCCUCUGCUUUCUCAUCAUCCCUCACUACUUCACGCGACGGAAGGGUGUGGCUAAUGCAUGUGCGAUGUCUGGUGUUGGCACGGGACAAAUAGCAGGGUCGAUUAUUAUAGGGUUCCUGCAGGAGGAGUUUGCGUUCUUUGGCGCCACAGUCAUCCUGGGUGCUGCCACUCUUCACUGCUUUGUUGGUACCUUUUUAUUGAGCCCAGUCCAGCGUCAUGAAAACGGUCCAGAAGCAGGUGCUGACAAAGUAAACAAAAAGAGGUGUCAUAUCUCUGGCAAUGCAUUCCUUCGAGUCUUUCGCAGCAGUGUGGCCAACUUGACUAUCCUGAAGUCCUCCCGAGCUGCCAUCCUCGCUGUGGGAGGGAUGUUUACGGUUAACAGUCACCUGAGCUUCAUAUCCUUGAUUCCCUUUGCAAUACAGGCAGCUGGUCACUCCCUCAGGGCAGCGAGCCUGUGUGUGACGGUGUCGGCCGUAGCCAGCAUGGUAACUCGGUGUGCAGUGUCCACGCUAACAGACUGGCCCUGGUUCAGCAUACGGGUCUGUCAGAUGGCCAGCACCACCACCAUCGUUAUCUCCACUGUAGGUACUUGGGUUAUAUUAAAGCGUACGUCUCUUUUCUUAAACGGGUAAAAAGGAUCUUCUGGCAACAAUUAAAUGCACAUCAAGAGGUAAAUUUUCAGUAAGUGAAAGAUUCAUAAUGUUAAACCUUUAAUCCUCGAGUACUUUGACCUGUUAUUGCUCUCCUCAUUACGCUGCCUUGGAAGCCUACCCCUAAUAUAUAGUUGAUCACCACAGUACCAGAUCUACAGUAGUUUGUAAAUUAACACAGUAGGAGAGUAUUUUUUAUAACAAUAUAUGCAUGACGAAAUAUAAUUUUUGUUGUUGUUAUGAUUGUAAUUCAGAAUAUUUUAUACUAUAUAUGCCUUCUGGUACUUGUUAUCAUUAGUUUGAAAGGUUAUUGGUUAAUUAUGGAUAAAUUAUGGGGUAAAUUUUGGCUCUGUCGCUGUAACUUAAUGAAUGGUAGAUACUAGAUCAUAUUGGAUGAACGUUUGUUUAUUUAAGGUGUUGUUUACUGUCAUAACCAAAUUAUAACGUAAGGUUAAAUUAGGUCAGAGAUGAUGAAUUUAAUUUAUUGUUUGUAAAGAAUUGUGAUUAUCCACAUGUUCGUCCAUAAGUCCAGACGAGUUGUCCAAGGAUAAGUGAAAUAACCUAAAGUCCUGUUGCAGUCCACUGGCCUCACAACGGUCUUAAUUAUAAAGCUAAUGUUAAGUUAAAGACAAAACUACAUUUGAGUCUCAUAAAUAUUAAUUACUUUUAAAAAGAAAUAUAAUGGCAACGAUCAUGUACCUUCAUUUUUUACAUUAUUACUCGUAGCUUUCAGUUUGGUGGAAGACGUCUGGUGGCAGACGGUAUUUAUGGGCUUGUGGGGGUGUGGCGUGGGCGGUGUCAUGGGAAUCUUCAA